Oenanthe melanoleuca is the source of this 5091-nucleotide messenger RNA. RefSeq names its product mucin 4, cell surface associated (gene MUC4). Gene Ontology annotation, molecular function: calcium ion binding. The transcript is spliced from 28 exons. The coding region runs from base 1 to 4707 and encodes 1568 amino acids. The record is from RefSeq and is a predicted model, not a curated record. Gene Ontology annotation, biological process: cell-matrix adhesion. NCBI's taxonomy places the organism in Eukaryota, Metazoa, Chordata, Aves, Passeriformes, Muscicapidae.
AUGGGGAUGGGGUUCCUGGAGGUGAGCACGGAGGAGAACCCAGGUGCCAGUGCAGCGGGGCCAGCUCCCAGCCACACAACUGUCACUGCCAGGCCAUCACCAGAGCCACCUGCCACUGAGGACAAGCCCACAGCUGGGAUCACCUCGCUGGCUGUUGGCCACACAAGUGUGCAAGAGGCUACAGCUGCAUCCUGGACAGGUGCCACAGGUACCAGCGCCCAUGUGGAGACCCCCUGCUCUGAGAGCAGCCCCGAGGGGGCAGCACCCUCAGCCAGCUCCAGCAGCACCCAUGGCCCCAACUCCAAGGCCACUGGCACAAGCCUGGCCACCAUGCUGGCCACCACACCAUCCACCAGCACAUUCCCCAGCAAUGCUAACCUGCCAACCACCUCUACAGGCUGGGAGACCUUUGUGACCAGGGUCACCACAGCCAUGCCACCUGCCACAGCAGGGGCCACCAGCAUCAGGGUCACCACAGCCAUGCCACCUGCCACAGCAGGGGCCACCAGCACCAGCAGUGCCCCACCCCUGGCUGUAACACACAGCGAGACAAGCAGUGGGAACAACACUGCCAACGCUGCCACCACGGCAGGGAACACCACUGCCACCACUGCCACCACGGCAGAGAACACCACUGCCACCACUGCCACCACUGCCACCACAGCAGGCAGCACCACUGCCACCAUAGCAACCACUGCCACCACAGCAACCACUGCCACCACAGCAACUACUGCCACCAUUGCCACCACUGCAAGGAACAUCACUGCCACCACUGCAGGGAAUAACACUGCCACCACUGCCACCACAGCAGGCAGCACCACUGCCACCACUGCCACCACUGCCACCACUGCCACCACUGCCACCACUGCCACCACUGCAGGGAACAGCACUGCCACCACUGCCACCACUGCCACCACUGCAGGGAACAGCACAGCUAUUGCACCCACAGCCCCAGUGAGCCCAGCCAAGGAGGCAGGGAGUCUUCCAGCCCCGGGCACCACAGCACCAGUGAGACCACAAGCCACCACCAGCCCUGUCACCACCCUGUCUCAUGCCUUUGGGACACAGAGAGGACCAUCCACUGAACUGAGCAUAUCUGCCCACACCAUCCCUGGACACAGAGCUCCUGCACCUAAGCCCCAACCCACCCAUGAGCUUAUCAAGCCAGCGACCUCACUCUACCCCUUUGGCGUGGAAGGAGGGGACCAAGAGUACGUCCGGAGGAUGGUGGAUUUUAACUCACCCCUGUUCAAGCCAGAAAUUGGAUUUCCCUUUGGGAAGUCACUGCGAGAUGCUCUCUAUUUUACAGAUAACGGACAGAUCAUUUUUCCACCCACAAACAACUAUGUUCCAUCCAACCCCAACCCUCCUCCCUGGGGCUUCACUGGCCGGGAGAGCCUGCCAAUGGUGGCUGCCUUUUGGGACGAUGCAGACUUUUCCAAGGGUGUUGGCACCACCUGGUACCAGGAGUACUCUACACUCAGCUCCACCCGAGACCCUGUUGUCCAAGAUGUGGAAGCAAAGAUUGAGAAAUACCUGAAAAUCCCCUAUGUAGCAAAAUGGACCUUGAAGGUGACGUGGGAGAAAGCUCCAGCAUACCCAUCCCAGAGGGAUGACACUCAGACGAGCACCUACCAGGCAGUGCUCACCACGGAUGGGAGCCGCUCCUUCGCCCUGCUGCUCUACCAGGACGGCGGGAUGCGCUGGGACUACACCAAGCUGGCUGCAGCCAACGUGCUCAUCGGCUUCUCCAGUGGCAAUGGCUAUGCCCAAAACAACAAGCUGACUCAGAAGCCACCAGCUGUCAAGUACCGACCAGACCAGUACAGCAGCACCGGCUCUGAUGUGCGUGGGCUGUGGAUUUACAGGCUGGACAGUCACUCCCGGGUGAAUUACAGGCUGCAGUGCCUGGCGUGGCUGGACACAGAGCCAGCGCCGGCCACCUGGAACAGGCAGCUGCCACCAUGCCCCUGCUCCCGGCCCCAGGCAGAGCUGGAUCCCCGCUACCACUGGAGCAGAGGCCCAGAGGACACCUCGGUGAGGAUGCUGCGCACUGUGUCCCCCAGCCCAGCUGGAGCUGGGCUGCGAUGUCUGUACCAAGGUGUGAGCUUGCUCGAAGGCUGGCAGGAGAGAACAUGGAGCCUCCCCUUCCACACUGCCACUGACAGGGAGCUGGAAGCAUUUGACUGGUGCUGCCGGCGUGUGGGCAAGCCCCUGUUCUGUGCCAGGUUUGCUGAGAAGAGACCGAGGGUUGGCUGUGAAGGAUAUGUGCCACCCACCCCCGCUGGCGCCUUCGGGGACCCUCACAUCACCACCCUGGAUGGACUCACCUACACCUUCAAUGGGCUUGGGGACUUUGUCCUGCUGCUGGCCAGUGAUGCCCAGACCAGCUUUGUUUUGCACGGCCGCACAGCACAGACUGGCAUGGCCCAGGCCACCAACUUUGUGGCUUUUGCUGCCCAAUACAUCUCCAACACCACCACAACAGUUGAGUGGAUCUUGGGGAGCCAGGAUGACAUCCAAGUCCUCCUGAACAAUGAAACCAUCCAGUUUUCCUAUUCCCAAGACCUGGGUGACAAGGUUUACUACAGCCCUGGUGUCCUGCUAGUCAACAGCUCCUCUGUCACGGCCGUGUUGGACGGGACCAUCGCUGUGUCUGUCUCGGCCGCCUCUGGGAUCCUCAGCGUGCUCUGCAGCCUGCCCGACUGGUACCGCGGCAGCACCAGGGGCCUCCUGGGUGUGUGGGACCAUGACCCUGCGGAUGAUUUCCAGAUGCCAAAUGGUACCAGCAUCCCUGUGAACAGCAGUGAGGAGGAGAUCUACAGCUAUGGGAUGACCUGGGCUGUUGGGGAGCACAGCCUGUUCACUCAGCCUCUGGACUCACCAGCACAGAACUUCACACCCUUCUUCUUGUCUCGGCUGCGGCAGGAGAAUGAAAGCCAGUACCAGCUGGCAGCCUCGCAGUGUCACGGCAGCAAGGAGUGCAUCUACGAUUCUCUGAGCACAGGGAACUUGGCCCUGGGCCUGGCCACCCAGAGCCUUGCAGCUGACUUCCAGCAGAGGAAGACAGCUCUCAAUGCCUUCCCUCCUGUCAUCACUGGUGAUGCAUCAAUCACAGCCUUCAGGACAGAGAAGGUCAGAAGGCAGUACCAUGCCUUGGGGGUUGGUGCACGCUUCAUUCCCCAUCUCUCACCAGAGCUCAACAUAUCAGAGAAUGGCACCCUGAUAUGGGAGCCCCAUGGGAUUGCCCCAUUCACCAUCAACCUGGAGGCUGUUGGGUCCAACAACAUCUCUGCACUCCUCCAGCUUCGCUUCACCCUUUGCAGAUGCAGCAGGAGCCAGGAGUGUGACUACAGCAACACUGUCACUCUCAGGGAGUCUUCCCUGCAGCUGGCAGCCUGCAGAUGUGAGAGCGGCUACUCGGGUCCCUUCUGCCAGAACCCUCCGGAGCCCUGCUCCCAGGGAUGCUUCCCUGGCGUGGGAUGUGACCCUUCCAGCGGCUGUGGGCCCUGCCCACCUGGCCUGACAGGGGAUGGGCAGCACUGCUCAGAUAUCGACGAGUGUGCGCAGGGGACGGAGUGCCCAGAGAACAGCACCUGCACCAACACCGUGGGCAGCUACAUCUGCUCCUGCCUGGCCAGUGAGCAGGGUGAGAGGCCAGGCUGUGGCUCAGCCUGCGGCUACCACUCCUGCCCUGAGGGCUACUGCAGCAACGGGGGACGCUGCCACCUUCACCCCAUCACCUGCACCCCCACCUGCACCUGCCCCCCUGCUUUCACUGACCGGCGCUGCCAGGUGGCAGGGGGGGAUUUUCAGCCUCUGCCCAGCACAGAUCUCCCUCGGAGAAGCAUCCAGAUGAGGAUCAAGAGUCUGCAAAACACCACUGCAGAGGAAGUCAACAGCACUGUCUCAGCCAUCCUGGACUCCCUGGAGGUAAAGGCUUUCCAGAGCAACACCAACAUCACCCAGAUGACAGACGGCGAUGGCUUCACCUUCGUGGUGGUGUCGGAGUUUGCCUAUGACAGCCGCAGCUCCAUCAUCCGCUUCCUGAACGAGGAGCUGCCCGCAGCCGUCACCGGCGCCUUCAACGGGCGGCGGCGGCGGCGGGAGGCGGGCACGGGGCUGCUCUUCCAGCGCCUGCACCGGGACAACAUCACCGACCUGGUGAAGCUGACAGUGGAUGAGCUGAGGGACUAUUUUCCCUGCUCUCUGAAUGGCUACAAAGGCUACCAGCUCCACUACGUGGGGAGCAUCGGCUUCGUCUGCAUCUCCCCUUGCAAGACGGGCUACUGCCAGCACGGUGGCCAGUGCCAGCACCUGCCCGAGGGGCCCACGUGCAGCUGCCUGCCCUUCUCCAUCUACUCCCCGGCCGGGGCUCAGUGUGAGUGGCUGGCCAUCAGCCUGGCUGCCUUCCUCGGCAUCCUGCUGGGGGCCCUGGCUCUGCUCUGCCUCCUGUUUGCCAUCGCCUGCCUGGCCCUGCACCUCUGCCGCCAGCACCGCCGCCAGCACCAGGGGCCCAAGGAGACCUUGUGGAGGACACGGCCCUUCUCCUCUUUAACAAUGGCAGGAGAACAAGCAGAGCCCACCCUCUCCCACUCCCUGGAAAGGCACUGGAAACUGCAGCUUCAGGCCAUUGACCCCUCAGUGCAGAUCAGAAUCCAGAGACCCCACGUUAUGCCUCCAAACCAGUCCCCCCAGCAGCCCUGACCUGCCUCUGGUCCUUUCCUGGCACCUCCAGGCUCACAGAGGAACCAGACUCUGCUGCCUGCUCUGCUGCUUCCUCUCAAGAUCUCCAGCAGCAGCCACUCAUGGAAGCAGGGGACAGGCAGCUGCCUUUUGGGUUCUGGGAGGAUUCACUCUGGAGGGGUUUUCUCAAUGUGUGUUUAUGUUGGGUGACCAAAGCAGGAGGAUUUCACCUUCCCUUGAGGACCUGCAGAGACACCUGGGGUCACCCUUGAAUGUGUCUGCACCAGGCUAUGUGCUAGUGCAAUAUAACCAGACCUUGCAGAGCCCCCAGGAGCAGGGUCAGGUGGGGCAAUGCAGUGAUUGUAAUCCCUUAGGAACCAAAUAGAAUAAACCAAAAAUGUUGGC